AUGGGUGUAUCGUCCAGCAAGUUUGUGCUGCUAAUUAUGGACGACAUGCUCGCCAACGAUCUCCAAAGAACGGGCCCUAUCGUCAUUGCAAGAGGCACGCACGCGUUUAAGGCGUCGCCGCAGAAGGACCUCACUCUGGCCAAGCCAAGCGGUGCCAUCAAAUAUGGGCUGAGCAGUGGCUUUGCCCUGGGCUUAGGCAUCCGAAAGAUCUCGCUUCGACCAACGCAAAACGUGCGACUGUAUAACCGCAUGGUGCCAUGCAAGGCGGUGCUACAAGGUCUGUUGGAAGUGCCAAUGCUACAGACGGACUACCCCAUCUACAAUGUGUUUAGCGAUAUAGAUGAUAUGGCAUUAAAACCCGAGUGGCAGUAGCAUUGC
Molecule: messenger RNA, 378 nt
Organism: Sphaeroforma arctica JP610
Lineage: Eukaryota; Ichthyosporea; Ichthyophonida
Exons: 2
Coding region: 1-372 (123 amino acids)
Source: RefSeq, a predicted model, not a curated record